Messenger RNA from Dacryopinax primogenitus, 828 nucleotides. RefSeq names its product extracellular solute-binding protein family 3. The transcript has a single exon. The record is from RefSeq and is a predicted model, not a curated record. NCBI's taxonomy places the organism in Eukaryota, Fungi, Basidiomycota, Dacrymycetes, Dacrymycetales, Dacrymycetaceae. The coding region runs from base 1 to 732 and encodes 243 amino acids.
AUGGCCAACCUCACCGCUAUCGCCAAAGACCUUGCACCUACUGGAACGCUACGUGCCUCCAUUAACAUCGGCAACCCCAUCCUUGCACAAGGUACCCUCGACGUGCCAACCGGCCCCACCGUCGACAUCUCACACGAAGUUGCGCGCCGCCUUGGUCUGCCUUUGCAACUCAUCGCCUUCAAUGCUGCACGCAAAUCGUUUGAGGCGAUGAACGAGGGGCGGGCUGACAUCUGCUAUCUUGCCAUCGAGCCCGUCCGCGCCGCCGAGGUUUCCUUCACCGCUCCAUACGUCCUCAUUGAGGGCGUCUUUGCUGUUCCGGUAGACUCGCCUAUCAAGACUGUCGAAGACGCUGAUAAGCCUGGCGUUCGCAUUGGCGUCAACGAAGGCUCUGCGUACCACCUGUACCUCUCUCGCACCCUCAAGCAUGCUACCUGCGUCUUUGGCGACGGUGACGGUCAGGACGUUUUCCGCGCCAACAAGCUUGAGGCUGCCGCCGGAGUUCGCGGUCCGGUGUUGGCCUACGUCGCUAAAAACCCUGAUCUCCGAGUAAUUCCGGAGCGAUUCAUGGUUAUUCAGCAAGCAGUCGGCAUCAAGAAGGGCAAGUCUCCGGAAACGGUUCAAUGGCUCUCGGAUCUAGUUGGCGAGUUGAGGGCAAGUGGAUUUGUGGCACAAGCUCUUGAGCGAGCAGGGCAGGACCCAGCUUUGGCUGCUCCGCCCGAUGCUACAAGCUGAUUGUUCUCGAUCUGUGAUUACUUGUAGGAGAGCAGCACAGGAUGCCGAAUUCGAAUGGAAAUCUCACUAGACAAUGACGAUAUCAAUAGAUAUUAC